Molecule: messenger RNA, 1015 nt
Organism: Musca domestica (house fly)
Lineage: Eukaryota; Metazoa; Arthropoda; Insecta; Diptera; Muscidae
Product: alpha-tocopherol transfer protein-like
Exons: 3
Coding region: 13-942 (309 amino acids)
Cellular component (GO): membrane
Molecular function (GO): phosphatidylinositol bisphosphate binding
Source: RefSeq, a predicted model, not a curated record
GAAACUUAGAAGAUGGUCGCAAUACUACCGCUGACGGAAGAACAAAAAAAGGUGGCCAUCACCGAAUUGGGUGAGGUCACAUCGAGAGUGCCCGAAGAUUUACAAGCUCUCAAGGAUUGGAUUAAAAAACAGCCGCAUUUGAGGGCCCGUACCGAUGAGCAAUUUCUCAUACAAUUCUUGCGUGGCUGUAAAUUUAGUUUGGAAAAGGCCAAGGAGAAAAUCGAUAAUUAUUAUGCCCUGAAAACGAAAUAUCCGGAACUGUUGAGGGUCACCGAUGUUGACGAUCCGGACUUUCGACGUUUCCAUAAUGUGGGAUCCUAUUGCGUUCUACCCACCCCCCUACACGACAAUGGACCACGUAUUCUCUUCAAUCAUUACACCUAUGGUCCCAACGAUUUCUCCAUCGAACAAGUUUUAUGCUAUGGUGUCGCUGUUUCUGAUGUCCUAAUGGUCACCGACCCACAGGCCUGCAUCAAUGGUGUAUUUUAUGUUCUUGAUUUUGCCAAGGCCACGACGUCCCACGUUAUGUCUCUCACCCCAAAUUUGGUCAAGAAAAUGAUUGAUUACUACGUGAAGACAUUACCUUUCCGUAUCAAGGGUAUUUGCUGCAUAAACCUGGCUCCCUAUGCUCUACAUGCCCUGAAGAUGUUGGUCGAAUAUGCACCGGAAAAAAUCAAAAAUAGGGUCUUCCUCUGCGGCAGUGACUUGAGUGCGAUCGAAGAGGAAAUCCCCAAGAAAUAUUUCCCCCUUGAAUAUGGCGGUGAAAAUGGCUCCGUGAAUCAACUCUAUGUGGGUUUCAAUAAAGUGUGGGAUGACCAUCGUGAAUAUUUCAAGGAGAAUGCCGACUAUGGAACUGAUGAACAUUUGCGUGUGGGCAAGAAAAUGAAUUUUGGUGGCGAUGUUGCCAUUGGCGGUUCAUUUAGAAAAAUCGAAGUAGAUUAGUGUUUGGAGAUAUAUUUUUGUUUUUGUUGGAAUGUGUUUUUUUUAUUGAAUAAAUUUUAAGGUUAUGGAAAAA